UGACUGGACUGACAUCACCGAGCCCAUCACUGAAGCGUGUUCCUCUAUGGGUUUGGGCCAACUCGUUCAUGGCGAGGACUACAGCCCUUUUGAGGCGAUGAGCGCUAUUGAGCUUAUGCAGCCCAAGAUGGACGUUGGCUUGCAGACUCCUGCCAACCUCGAGAAGGUCAUCGAUACGAUCGGCGACCUCAGUGACGCAGAUGCAAAGUAUGUGGCUGACGGCAUGCUUGCUAUGAUGUAUUUGUAUUUUAAUGGUAACACGACGUUGCAGACGGUCUGGUCCUGUUUGUUGUGUCAUCACUUGGACGCGGUUCGCCACGCUGGUCUGAAGUACUUCCUCAAUUUGGCGUUGAGAUGCUCUGGGCUGGCUCGAGAGAUCAUGCUCGAAUCUGACGUUAUCGCUGAUGAAGACGCGCCUCUGGCUCUGUUGGGAGCCGACUUGGAGCCCAAGAAGCUCCCUGUAGUGACCGAUUGCCUGGGUGGGAGAAUAGCGCUUCUUGAAGAGCUGGAGGAAAUGUUAGAGUGUGUUAAGAACAGCAAGAAUGAGGGUUGCAAGAAGACUGUGGUCGACGAGGUGUUGGAUGCUCUGCAAAGGGCUGGUCAUGAUGGGGUGUUGGUAGAUGAGGAGGAAAGGAGGAAGCAGCUUGAUAGGCUUUUUGAUGCCAGUAUUAAUAAUAACGACAUGCCUCCAGGACCGCCCCGCCAAGUACCUUCGUUGAGUCGUGAAGAUGCUUAUUCGAGCAUGGACUCAUUGCUGACUGAUAUCGGCUAUGCUUUUGAAGGUUUAUCGAGGAUCACCAGUCUCGAUAACUUGGAACAUUUCCUGGAAGACCUUCGACACGGCAGUGCCAGUGAGCAGCCUCUUGUUCGGGCGAUUAUUAGCUUGAGAUUGAUGGACACUGUGGACGUGGAAGCUCUUGUUAAGGAUUCCCUCGAGUCCUUUGGUGUGCCCAGUGAUCUGUGGACGGCCCAUAGAGACAUCUCGACCGACGUGUUAGCUAACUGUGUUCGGCUUACGCAGCUGCGCGCGCGGACUCUUUUGAAGAGCCGAUCGAGACAGCAUAGGAGCAUCCCUAAGCUCAUCCCGGAGUAUAACUUCAUGCAAACUCAAGGAUUGGGAAUGGAUGAAAUGCUCGAGAUCAACUACGGCAAGCGAUUAGGAUUCAAGAAACCGAUGUGGACGUGGGUGACCGACCAAGCUAUAAGCCUGAUGCAGAUAGAGUUGCAGCUUACUUUUGAACUUGGCCUAGCAGACAACGAAGAGAUGCCUAUGCUGUUGUGGUUUGAGGACUAUCUCAUUGGUGUUAGG
Molecule: messenger RNA, 1309 nt
Organism: Perkinsus marinus ATCC 50983
Lineage: Eukaryota; Perkinsozoa; Perkinsida; Perkinsidae
Exons: 4
Biological process (GO): N-terminal peptidyl-methionine acetylation
Cellular component (GO): NatC complex
Source: RefSeq, a predicted model, not a curated record